CAGAGCUUGACGGGGAGUCCAGUCUCGUUGAAUCCCGUGACCGGAAUUCAAUGGCUCCGUUCAGUUUCCGGUUUCUUUGCGAGCUGCUCUCAACGGACGUACGUUUGGAGGAGGUUGGGGAGAAGUCGGAGGUCGCGGCGGGUUCUGAACGGACCACCGCCGGUGCCGAUUAGACCCCUGCGGGGAACGGAGAGGGAAGGAUCAGAUCAAACAAAGUGCAGGGAAAAAGGAAGGCUGUUUCUGUAAUUUUGGUGCUGCAUUGUCGACCCUGACUCAUCCCCGUUUGGCCGUUUCCGUCACUUCAGCCACCCACCUCCUCAAAAAGCCUUUACCGCCUUCUUCGCUCGCCCUCCCUUCUGUGUGAAUUAUAGCCAUGAUACUGAUACCCCAAAUAUCCCAAAAGUGAAAAGAAGAAAAGGGGAAAAAGAAGCGCAGAGUACAUAAAACCAGACUGAUCUCUCUCUCUCCUUCCCUUCCUCACCCUCUCUCCUCCCUUUCUCUGCUAGAAACCAGAAGAAGAAGAAGAAGAAGAAAGAAGUGUCAUUUUGGGGUUCUUUUGUUUCUUAUACUCGAGGUUGGGAGUUGGAAAGACCAGUGGAAGAAGAAGAAGAGUUAUUUUGGGGUUCUGUUGUUUCGACUACUUUUGAGGUUGGGAGUUGCGAAGAUCAGUGGGGGGAGUUGGGGAGGAAGCAAAAAUGAAGCUGGUGGCGGAGAUACUGGAUGCCAGUGACCUGAUGCCGAAGGAUGGGCAAGGGUCGGCCAGCCCCUUCGUGGAGGUGGAUUUCGACGGGCAGCGGAUGAGGACGGCGACCAGGGAGAGGGACCUCAACCCCGUGUGGAACGAAAGACUGGAGUUUAACGUCACCGACCCCGACGCCCUCCAAAGCCAGACAAUCGUCGUCGAUGUCUACAAUGAUCGCAGGUCCGGUGCCCCCGGCCACCACAAGAACUUCCUAGGCCGCGUCAAGAUCUCGGGUUCCUCCGUUCCUCGCGCCGCCGACGCCGCCCCGCAGCGGUUCCCCCUCGACAAGCGCGGCCUUUUCUCCCACAUUCGGGGCGAAAUCGCCCUCAACUUGUACAUCGACGAAGGUUCUGCCGCGGUGCCCAAGCCUCCUCCUGCUGCUCCCGUUCCUCCGGCCGCUGCGCCGGAGGAACUGGAGCAGAAGGCGGAGAAGAAGAAGAAGAAGGAUAAGGAGAAGGCCAUGGAGUUUUCCGACCUCCCGCCGCCGGCGGCCGAAGCCAAGGCCGCCGCUGAAGUCCACAAGCAGACAUCGAGCAAGGGGAAGCCCCAUGUGGAGCACAAGAAGCCGGAGCAGGCCCGCGUCGAGCAGAUCUUUUCGAUGCACGCCCACCCUCCGGCACAACCCCCGCCCAUCGUGGUGGCUCCCCACCCGGCUUCCCUCCACCAGUUGCAGCGCAAGGAGGCGGAGUUCGGUCUGGUGGAGACGUCGCCGCCGCUGGGUGGGGUGGUCGGGUACUACAACCGGCGGGACAAGACGGCGAGCACCUACGACCUGGUGGAGCAGCUGGAGUUCCUGUACGUGAGCGUGGUGAAGGCGAAGGACCUGCCCGCCAUGGACGUCAGUGGGAGCUGCGACCCCUACGUGGAGGUGAAGCUCGGCAACUACAAGGGUACCACGAAGCACCACGAGAAGACCCUGAACCCGGUGUGGAACCAGGUGUUCGCCUUCUCCAAGGAGCGGCUGCAGGCGAGCGUGCUCGAAAUCACGGUGAAGGACAAGGACUUGGUGAAGGACGACUUCGUCGGCAAGGUGGUCUUCGACCUGUGCGAGAUCCCGGUGAGGGUGCCGCCGGACAGCCCCCUGGCACCGCAAUGGUACCGGUUGGAAGACAAGAAGGGGGAGUCCAAGGUGAAAGGGGAGAUCAUGUUGGCCGUCUGGAGGGGGACGCAGGCCGACGAGGCCUACCCGGAGGCCUGGCAUUCCGACGCGGUCUCAGUUCCUCCGGGCGCCAUCCACCACACCAAAUCGAAGGUCUACUUCUCCCCCAAGCUCUGCUACGUCCGGGUAUGCGUGAUCGAGGCGCAGGACCUGGUGCCCGGCGGCGAGAAGGGGCGGAUGCCCGACGCCUGGGUGAAGGUCCAACUGGGCCAACAGCUGCGGCGGACUAGGCCCUCCCCGUCCCAGAUGCGCACCGUGAAUCCGCUCUGGAACGAGGAGCUCCUCUUCGUGGCGGCGGACCCCUUUGAGGAGCACCUCGUCAUCUCCGUGGACGACAGGAUUGGGGGUAACAAGGAGGAGACCAUCGGCCGCCUGAUCCUGCCGCUGUCCAUGGUGCCUCGCCGGAACGACAACAAGAUGGUAGACGCCAAGUGGUACAACCUCGAGAAACCGUCCGUGGCGACGCCGGAGGGAACCAACGGCGAGAAGAAGAAGGAGGUGAAGUUCGCGAGCCGGAUCCACCUCCGAGUGUGCCUCGACGGCGGGUAUCACGUGCUGGAUGAGUCGACAUACUACAGCAGUGACCUCCGGCCGACGGCUAGGCAGCUGUGGAAGCAGAGCAUCGGCGUGCUGGAGGUGGGGAUCCUCGGCGCCCGGAACCUCCUGCCGUUGAAGACGAAGAACGGCCGCGGCAGCAUCGACGCCUACUGCGUCGCCAAGUACGGCCAGAAGUGGGUUCGGACGCGGACGCUCAUCGACUCCCUCUGCCCCAGUUGGAACGAGCAGUACACCUGGGAGGUCUACGACCCCUGCACCGUCAUCACCAUCUGCGUCUUCGACAACUCCCAGCUCGGCGACGCCAAGGACGCCAAGGACCAGCGCAUCGGCAAGGUCCGCAUCCGGCUGUCGACGCUGGAGACUGACCGCGUCUACACCCAUUACUACCCUCUUCUUGUUCUGCACCCCUCCGGCCUCAAGAAGACCGGCGAACUCCACCUUGCCGUCCGCUUUACCUGCUCGUCCUUCAUCAACAUGAUGCACAUGUACAGCCAGCCGCUGCUGCCCAAGAUGCACUACGUCAACCCCAUCUCGGUCAUGCAUCUGGAUCUCCUCCGCCACCAUGCCAUCCAGAUCGUUGCGGCGCGCCUUGGCCGGGCGGAGCCACCGCUGCGCAAGGAGGCGGUCGAUUUCAUGCUGGACAUCGACCAGCACAUGUUCAGCCUCCGGCGGAGCAAGGCGAACUUCUACCGGAUAAUGUCGCUGUUUCAUGGGGUCUUCGCCGUCGGCAAGUGGUUCAACGACAUCCGCAACUGGACGAACCCGGUGACCACCGUUCUGGUCCACGUCCUCUUCCUCAUACUGGUGUGCUACCCGGAGCUGAUCCUGCCGACGGUCUUCCUCUACCUCUUCCUGAUCGGGCUCUGGAACUACCGGUUCCGGCCGCGGAAACCCCCACACAUGGACACGAAGCUGUCGCAGGCGGAGCGGGCCCACCCGGACGAGCUCGACGAGGAGUUUGACACGUUCCCGACGAGCCGGCCGCCGGACAUCGUGAGGAUGAGGUACGACCGGCUGAGGAACGUCGCGGGGAGGGUGCAGACGGUGGUGGGGGACCUGGCCACUCAGGGGGAGCGCCUGCAGGGGAUACUCAGCUGGCGAGACCCGCGCGCCACCACCAUAUUCGUGGUGCUCUGCCUCUGCAUGGCAGUCUUCCUCUACGUGACGCCGUUCCAGGUGGUGGCCGUGCUGGCGGGGCUCUAUUUCUUGCGCCACCCGCGCUUCCGGAGCAAGCUCCCCUCUGUCCCUGUCAACUUCUUCCGUCGGCUUCCCGCCCAGACCGAUCGGCUCCUGUAGAUACCGGCCUUUGUAUCUCCUCCGUCAUCUAAUGGCUAUGUUUUCCGAGUACAUAAAUAGAUGAACCGAAUCAUGGUGAUGGUAAUUACGAUGAUACAUAGAUACCCUCUCUGUUCGUGGUCUUAUCUGUGGUCUGUUGUAAUGUAGUGAACAGUGGUAGUCUUUGGUCUCCGAGUCGGCUGUUGUCCAAAAAGAAAAAGAUUUUGUUUAUGUUUUGCUGUAAUCACCCUUAUGAAGAAAACCAGUAUUUGCUUAUAUUGUAUCAUAUGAUGUUGAAAAAGAGGAGAUUCGAUUGAUUGUUGGUU
Nymphaea colorata (pocket water lily) is the source of this 4060-nucleotide messenger RNA. Its product is annotated as FT-interacting protein 7-like. The record is from RefSeq and is a predicted model, not a curated record. The coding region runs from base 696 to 3755 and encodes 1019 amino acids. NCBI's taxonomy places the organism in Eukaryota, Viridiplantae, Streptophyta, Magnoliopsida, Nymphaeales, Nymphaeaceae. The transcript has a single exon.